CUCAUCACGGCCUGAAAAUUCCCGCCGUAACACACUCCUCCCUUCCAAACAAACCUCCCCCCCCUUCCGCCCCAAAUCGACAUCAUGGACCGUAGAGGAAGAGGCUCGAACCAGAAGCGCGGCGGUCCCAGACGUGGCCGUCGCGAUGCGCCGUACAGCGAUUCCCCCAGAUCGGCCGUCCCGUCGGCGCCGGCGCCCGCUGCCCCAGCGCCUCAGAGCACUGCGCCGCCCCUCACCGAGCCCGUCCCCGAGGACACGCCCAGGUUCGCCGAUAUGGUUGGCGUCAACCCGGCCCUGAUCCAGGCCAUCACCCAGGAUCUCAAGUUCGACCACAUGAUGCCCGUCCAAGCCGCCACUCUGACCGAGCUUCUCCCCCCCAAGCGCGGCGACUGCCUCGUCCAGGCCAAGACCGGCACCGGCAAGACCAUUGCCUUCCUCCUCCCUGCCAUCCAGACCCUCAUCACCAACAACCGCGGCCGCGGCGCCGGAAUCUCUCUCCUCGUCAUCUCCCCCACCCGCGAGCUGGCCAUGCAAAUCGCCAAGGAGGCCCAGGGUCUGCUGCAGCGUCUCCAGCAGUACCGCGUCUGCAUCGCCAUCGGAGGCACCAACAAGGACCGCGAGGAGAAGCAGAUCCUCAACGGCUGCGACAUUCUCAUUGCCACCCCCGGACGUCUCAUCGACCACAUGUCGAACGAGUACAUCAAGGAGUCUUUCCGCCACCUCGAUACCCUGGUGCUCGACGAGGCCGACCGCCUCCUCGACAUGGGCUUCAUGCCUGCUCUCAAGGACAUCGUCCGCGCCCUCCCCGACAAGGCCCAGACCAACCGCCAAGGCAUGCUCUUCUCCGCCACCAUAGCCCCUCACGUCGAGCAGGUCGCCGGCCUCGUCCUCUCCAAGGGUUACAAGUUCAUCUCCACCAUCCCCGCCGGCGAGGCCAACACCCACGAGCGCGUUCCCCAGCACCUCAUCAAGGUGCCCACCUUCGCUGCCGUCGCCCCCGCCAUGGUUGGCGCCAUCCGCGAGGAGGCCGCCCACGUCGGCCCCGAGACCUUCAAGGCCAUCAUCUUCGCCCCGACGGCUGCCCUUGCCGACUUCUACGGCGACGUCCUCGCCAACGUCCCCGGCAUGCUUCCCACGGCCGUCCUGCACUCCCGCAUCUCCCAGAGCAAGCGCACCAAGACGACCAACGACUACCGCGAUUCCAAGUCUGGCAUUCUCGUCGCCACGGACGUCAUCGCCCGCGGCAUGGACUUCCCCGGCGUCACCUCCGUCUUCCAGGUCGGCAUCCCCGCCGACAAGGAGUCGUACAUUCACCGCCUCGGCCGUACCGCCCGCGCGGGCGCCGAGGGCCGCGGCAUCUUCAUCGUCGCCGACAUCGAAGGCUUCUUCCCCCAGUGGACCCUCAAGGAGAUCUCUUUCGAGACCCGGCGCGCCGACCUCUCGUCGGCCGAGCAGGUCUACGCGAUCGCCGAGCAGCGCAUCGACGAGGCCCAGAAGGCCAAGAUCUACCAGGCCUGGCUGGGUUACUACAAGAACUGGAUGAAGUCCCUCAAGUGGGACAAGGAGCAGCUCGUCGCCGAGGGCAACAUCUUUGCCCGCGACGCCCUCGCGGCCCCCGAGACUCCCGCCAUCCAGAAGAGCACCGUUGGCAAGAUGGGCCUCCGCGGCACCAGAGGUCUCGUCGUCAUCCCGGACGCGCCCAAGGGCCGCCACGGACACCGCGGCGGCGGUGGCGGUGGCGGUGGUGGAGAGGGUCGCAGCGCUGGUUCCGGCGGCCGUGGAGGUGGCGGCGGCGGAGGAAGACGUGGCGGACGUUUCUAGAACCUCACCACUUGAUGCCAUGGUUUUUUCCCUUCCUUUCUUUUUUUUUUCUUUUCUUCUUUUCACCCACGCAUUUGCUUUUUUCUGGCGGUCCUGAGCUUGUUUACGCUACUACAACUUGAUACCCUCAUACAUCUGUACGACGGGGAGACGGGGAAUACAUAGACAUGGGUAGGGGGCGGGGAUAAUCAGGUGGACUGGCGUUCUUCGGUAACUAGACAUGGUUUUUCGGUUUUUUUCGGUAUCAAAGAAAGAAAGUCGGGAAAAAACGUCGUCGACCCAUCAUAAAAUGAAAGGCCCGCUCUCUCUAUUUUCUUCUUCUUUUUUUUUGCAGUACGUAAGAAUAAGAAGAAGAAGAAGAAGAAGAAGAGCCUUCAAAGGGCACUCUGUUCUUUAAACUUGCGGAGAAGAAAA
Molecule: messenger RNA, 2235 nt
Organism: Colletotrichum navitas
Lineage: Eukaryota; Fungi; Ascomycota; Sordariomycetes; Glomerellales; Glomerellaceae
Product: DEAD/DEAH box helicase
Exons: 1
Coding region: 85-1821 (578 amino acids)
Cellular component (GO): mitochondrion
Molecular function (GO): nucleic acid binding; ATP binding
Source: RefSeq, a predicted model, not a curated record